UUGUAGUUCGGAACGAAGUGCGCGCGCUGUCAUCGUGGUUAUAUCGCAAUCUCAAGUUUUUACGUCGUUGAUUUUGGUUGGACUCGCUGGUCUGCUUGUUGCACCCCGCGUGUUUAACGUUCACGUUCCAGCGUGUGUUUAAAAAUAGUAUUUCAUAGUUGGAGAACGUGAGCUCGACGUCCAGAUUUAGAUAUUUUGGAAGAGAACGCAUGCUAAUUAUAAACGUGAUGUAGAUCGAGCCGCUGUCGGAACGAUUCAACGGAGGACCCAGCGUUCAGUGGAGCGCUCACUACUGCGCUUUGUGAUCGCGUCGUGUGUUUCGUAAUAAUGGGCGACAUAUCCGAGCCGAUUAAGAAAUGUAUACUAAUACUAAAAGCCGCGAAAACCGAUACGGAGAAAUUCGCGGCGCUCUUCAUGGUGACUAAGCUUGUGAAGAGCAAGGACUGCAACACAGUAGCCAAGAAAGCACUCUUCGAAGCCAUCGGAUUCAAGUUCCUGAAAAAGCUACUAACCUGUAGCACCGUGCAGGAUGAUUGCCCGCCGACUGUGUACAAGUCUGUCGCCCUCUCAAUACUUACAAACUUCUGCAAUGAUCCUGAGCUGGCAACACACCCUGAAAUGCUCGCUAACAUACCAGUGUUCCUUGAGAUAGUACAAACUUCAGAAAAUGAAGACUAUGAUGAUGACCUUAUUAUUGUCAGUGAGGCGUACACAUGCCUUCAAUGUAUUGCUGAACAUGAAGCUGGACAAAAGGCUCUUAUUGAAGUUGGUGCCAUCACCAAAAUGUCAGAAAUAUACUCAGUUCAAAGUUUCCAAACAGAUGAAGCCCUUAAUAUUCUAGUGAAGCUAGUUAGUAGGUACGGCCCCGCUGCUUGGGGUGAUGAUCCUAAACCUUUCCAUGCUCUUGUAAAUAAAAUAGCCUUGGACUUUGCAACUGACCAGUCUGAAAGAAAGUUUGAGUUAGCAACUAUCUUGAGUGCCCUGUUAUACAGUUGCAACAAGUGUACCGUGAUACCCGGAUCAUCUGAAGAAACCUGGCCACAGAGUAUAUACAAAGCCCUUCAUGAUAUCCUUACCAGCAAAAUUGGUAAAAACCAGAGGGAUCCUGCUCUCAAACUUGCCGCGAACAUUGUAGAUUUGCUUGGUAUUGAGUGGACCUUAAAUGAUGAAGAGAACCCAAAGAAGUUCUUCCUAUUACUGCAGCAACUUUGUGCCAUUGAGGUGAGAAUGCAGUUGGAUGACAGAAGUUUCAAACAAGCUUAUGCUAAUGCUGAUUUAGUCACUUCCUGUUUCAUUGUAUUAGAGUUAUCUAUCAACUACAUGGCUACCGAUCAACUGGAUUUGGAACAGAAAGAAAAGCAAUCAGUUUACACUGGUUUAAAGGGUGCCUUCAAUGCUAUAGUGUCAAUGUUGACAAAGGUAUACAAUGAUAAGAACAGAGAUAAACUGCCUGAUGCCGAGAAAGUUUAUGUUUGUGCCAUGGUCAGAGUUUUGGUGGCCUGGAUUGCACAAGAAACAACAGCUAUGAGGGAACAAAUCUACACCCUACUUCCAUUCAUUUUCUCAUUGGCCAAUGAUUCCUUCCACGCCUACAGAGCCAGGAAGCUUGCUGAAAAGAAUAAGUCUGAAGGUGAAGCUAUGGAUGUUGAUACCAACCUCAUGGGACAGAUCGACCUUCUCAGAUUGAUGUUACCUGCUCUUUGCCACUUAGUAGUUGAAGACAAAGCAAGAACCAUAGUAUUAAAUCUAAAACAAGAAGACAUUCUUUAUGAAGCCAUGAGUUUCCACUGGUCCAUUGUACAUUACAAGAGACCACCCGUGCCAAAGUCUGAAAGGGGAAAAGUUAAAAAUCAGCCUGCACCUGAGUUGGACCCACAAAUGUUGGAAGACAUGAAAGAUUCAAGGGCAGCCAUGGUUAGCCUGUGCAAUAUAUUCAUGAAUCUCACAGUACUGGCCCCUAAAGUUGUAGAAACCAGUAUGUUAUUCAAUACCCUACUGAAAUUCAUCUUCAAUGACCUCCCUGAAUUAAAGGACAUACCUGAGAACUUGGUACUCCAUGGUCAUUUGGCAGUGUUGGGAUUACUUCUACUCAAACAACAAGCUAGUAAAGUGAAGAAGAAUGACUUCUCAAUUUGCAGAUACAUUCAGUCCACAAUAAGGUUCCUGUGGGAUGCCUACAACAUUGAUGAGUCCAAUGACCCCACUGCCUUAGUUGUGUCAAUGAGCUACAAAGAACACUGGAAUGAAAUUGCAGACUUGUGGUUCUUGGGUAUGCAGACCAUGAGUGGAGUUCUCACCAUCGUGCCAUGGAUAUCCGAGUUUGCCAUUGAGAGUGGAUGGGCACAGGGCAUUGCUGAAAUGCUAACUAAAGUGAAAGUAGGAACCCUCCCACCCAAUGUGAAGUCAGCAUUUGAAGACUUCCUGUGUAGGCUAGUAGAUUCUAAUGAGAGUGUCAUACCAGUCUUGAAAAAAGCUGGUGCCCUUAAGAUGUGCAGGAAUCACAGAUUAAUGGAGUUAGGUAAAAAAUUGUUUGGAGAUUAAAUGUCAAGUUAAUUAAUAGUUAGGUAUACAACCUACUUGUCGUAAUGUUAAAUUUUAAUACAUUUUUACUACAAAGUACUUAAAUUUUGUUUUUUAAUUACUGAAUGAUUCUUUUAAAUGUCUAACAACAUAUUUUCUUCAAGGACUUAUGCGCAACGGGUUUAAUUUCAUUGUAAUAUAAUUUGACUGGCUUCUUAUGUUUUAUAACAGUAAUAUUGUUUGGUACUGAAUAAAGUUUUUUAUGUAAACAGA
Messenger RNA from Trichoplusia ni (cabbage looper), 2793 nucleotides. RefSeq names its product neurochondrin homolog (gene Neurochondrin). Gene Ontology annotation, cellular component: dendrite. Gene Ontology annotation, biological process: neuron projection development; regulation of neuronal synaptic plasticity. NCBI's taxonomy places the organism in Eukaryota, Metazoa, Arthropoda, Insecta, Lepidoptera, Noctuidae. The transcript has a single exon. Bases 328 to 2541 code for a protein of 737 amino acids. The record is from RefSeq and is a predicted model, not a curated record.